This is a messenger RNA of Ectocarpus sp. CCAP 1310/34, 1154 nucleotides long. The record is from the annotation of a GenBank genome assembly. Lineage: Eukaryota; Phaeophyceae; Ectocarpales; Ectocarpaceae.
UCGUGCGAAGAAGAUUAAGCCUGGGGAGGCGGAUUUCGAAAUGUCAGAUGAGCAGACAGCAGAAUUUCUGUGGCAGGCAAAGUUGGCAACUGGAGAUUAUCAUAACGCCAUGACGGAUGGGAUGUUCAUGCAGUGGUUGAGGCGCCGACUUACCCCGGCCUUCGAUGCGCAGUUCAAGAACAAGAAGAUGUUUCUCGUUCUCGAUAUCGCCUCAUACCACCACUGCUUGGACGAGGAGCUCAAGGUGCCCGAAACCAACAGUAAAAAGUACAACGUCGAACUCUUGCUUAUGUAUGGUUGCACGUCGUUCAAGGUGACGCGUGAGUCGGAGGGUAAGGCUGCUGAGUACAACUUUGAGGUGCCGGCGCAGGGGUCGCUACCCAAUGCGAACCGCAAGAACGGCGUCAGCAAAGAAGAGAUAGCCUCCGUCACUCGGACGUACUUCAAAAAGAAUUUUCCACAAAAGCUCGAGGAAAAGGCUGAGACGUACAUAAGGGAGAAGGGGUGGGGGUUAAUUUGGACACCGCCAUACACGCCGACUUUCCAGCCGAUGGAGCUGUUCUGGCAGCACGGCAGGCAUUACGUGAGCAUUCAUUUUGAGAAGGGGCGGAAAAUGUUUGAUGUCUGGAAGCAUGUCCGUUUCGGUUGGUGUGGAGACCCGGUCAGGAGGGGGGGUGGAAGGCAGCCAGUUGUGGAAAGUUGGUGGAGCAUGCCAUUGGCAAGAUGAACGAGUGGAUCGGCCUGUAUGGUGGAAACCUGAGCGGUACGAUCGGUAGCCUCGACUAUCUAGUGGCAGAGUACCAAGAGGCUACGGCCGAGGAUGAGAUAGAGGAUGGGGUGGAGGAGCAGACGGAUGAGUGGCUGGGUGAGGACGCGGAAGAUGCCAUUGAGGGCUGAAAAAAAAUGCAAAAAAAAAAUGCCCUUUAUUGGGUCACUAUUUUUCGACUUCGAUUCACGGACAGCGACACGAAGGGGGCUGCACAGAGUGCAAGCUGACAUAUUGUUUGAUAUUUCGCAAUUGAGAUGGCUGUAUCACCCUAUUCAAACCAUACAUGGAUCACCGGUGCAAGCCCUGGGGCCGCAUCGUUUGAACACUGCGCUUCAAUAUUUUUGGAACAUCGCCGGGUACGAUCACACACUAAUUUCGAUAUAUA